UCAUUAUCAAAAAAUUAUAGAAAGAUACUGGAUAUAGACAAAAAUGAUUUUAUCACAUUGUUAAGUCUUGUUUUUCCUGUAUACAGUUUCUUUUUUUUUUGUUUAUUAAAUAUUCUGCGUCUUUUUUUUUCUUUUUUUCUAAAAAAUUAACAUAUAUUUUAUUUAUUUAGCUAUAGUAGAAAUAAAAAAGUCUAAUUAUAAAGUAGGUUCAAGCACGUUUUAUGUACAAUACUGUACAUAACCUUCUAAGAUACACACGCGUUAUAUUUUGACGCAUUGUAUCAACGAAAGAAUUUAUAAGCAUUUAAUUUAAAAAUAUUUAUUAAAUAUUCAUUCGAGAUGUCAACGACACUGGCACUACCGCAAAAAAAAUACUAUAGACAACGCGCGCAUUCGAAUCCGAUAGCAGAUCAUUGCAUCGAAUACCCCAUAAAACCAAAUUUAAUGGAUUGGAGUGCCUUGUAUCCACAAUAUUUUACUGGCAACGAGGAAACACAGAAAUAUGUAGAGUUUGCGGAUGUUGGUUGCGGCUAUGGAGGAUUGCUUGUUGCCUUAUCAUCAAUGUUUCCUGAUAAUCUGAUACUUGGUAUGGAAAUUAGAGUAAAAGUAUCAGACUAUGUUAUGGAUCGCAUUGCUGCUUUACGUUCACAAAAUCCUGGUCAAUACCAGAAUAUUGCCUGCCUAAGAACGAACGCCAUGAAAUAUCUGCCAAAUUAUUUCUUCAAAGGACAAUUAAAGAAGAUGUUUUUCCUGUAUCCAGACCCACAUUUCAAAAAAUCGAAACAUAAAUGGAGGAUAAUAAACAAGUCUUUAUUAGCAGAAUAUGCUUAUGUAUUAGCAGAAGGGGCAACUGUAUACACUGUAACAGACGUGAAAGAUUUGCAUGAAUGGAUAGUUCAACACUUUCAAGAACACCCGUUGUUUAAAGAAGUUUCUAAGCAGGAUUUGGCGACCGAUCCUGUAGUGGAAAAAUUAUACGAAAGCACUGAAGAAGGUCAGAAAGUAACCAGGAAUAAAGGAAAUAAAUUCCUGGCUGUGUUCAGAAGGAUUGCAGAUACUUACAUUGCAAGUAGCUAGCAGCAGCAGUUGUAUAUAAUUGUAUAUAUACAUUAUAAUAUCUGACUAUCAUCAUGCAGCGAAAGAUAUUCUUGAUGCUAAUCUUGAUGCCACAUAAGGAUAUUCCUCCCUUGGACGUAACAAUCGUAUCUCUAAAAUUGAUUGAAGCAAUUGAAAACAUCGAGAAUUAUUUUUAAAAAUAAAAUAUUUGAUAUUUCGCGAUAUA
Nylanderia fulva is the source of this 1282-nucleotide messenger RNA. RefSeq names its product tRNA (guanine-N(7)-)-methyltransferase. Gene Ontology annotation, molecular function: tRNA (guanine(46)-N7)-methyltransferase activity. Gene Ontology annotation, cellular component: tRNA methyltransferase complex. The record is from RefSeq and is a predicted model, not a curated record. Lineage: Eukaryota; Metazoa; Arthropoda; Insecta; Hymenoptera; Formicidae. Gene Ontology annotation, biological process: RNA (guanine-N7)-methylation; tRNA methylation.